AUGGAAGAUAUUGAGAAGAUAAAACCUUACGUUAGAAGUUUCUCUAAUGCGUUGGACGAACUGAAGCCGGAAAUAGAAAAAUUAACAUCGAAGUCACUGGAUGAACAGCUACUGCUAUUAUCUGACGAGAGGGCCAAACUAGAGCUAAUUAACCGUUACGCAUAUGUAUUGAGUUCUUUGAUGUUUGCUAACAUGAAGGUCUUGGGUGUCAAAGAUAUGUCUCCAAUACUCGGAGAACUCAAAAGAGUAAAAUCGUACAUGGAUAAAGCUAAACAAUACGAUAAUAAAAUAAUCAAAUCGAAUGAAAAAUCACAAGCAGAACAAGAAAGAGCUAAGAAUAUUAUUUCCAAUGUUUUGGAUGGUAAUAAAAACCAGUUUGAGCCCUCUAUAAGUAAGAGCAACUUCCAAGGAAAGCAUACGAAGUUCGAAAACGAUGAACCGGCAGGGAGUACGACAACAAAGAUUAUUAACAACACCGAACAGGUAAGGAAGCCUAGCAGUAGUAAGAAAAGUAAAAAGCUGGACAGAGUAGGUAAAAAGAAAGGGGGGAAGAAGUAG
Saccharomyces paradoxus is the source of this 558-nucleotide messenger RNA. RefSeq names its product Lrp1p (gene LRP1). The transcript has a single exon. Gene Ontology annotation, molecular function: RNA binding; DNA binding. Bases 1 to 558 code for a protein of 185 amino acids. Gene Ontology annotation, biological process: regulation of gene expression; maturation of 5.8S rRNA. Gene Ontology annotation, cellular component: nucleolus; exosome (RNase complex). Lineage: Eukaryota; Fungi; Ascomycota; Saccharomycetes; Saccharomycetales; Saccharomycetaceae. The record is from RefSeq and is a predicted model, not a curated record.